This is a messenger RNA of Sardina pilchardus (European sardine), 2481 nucleotides long. Its product is annotated as arrestin domain-containing protein 3-like. Gene Ontology annotation, biological process: protein transport. The transcript is spliced from 7 exons. The record is from RefSeq and is a predicted model, not a curated record. Gene Ontology annotation, cellular component: cytoplasm; plasma membrane. Lineage: Eukaryota; Metazoa; Chordata; Actinopteri; Clupeiformes; Clupeidae. The coding region runs from base 381 to 1592 and encodes 403 amino acids.
AAAACCUUGCGACUGCGACUCAACGUGUUUAAUGCAGUGCGACGGCUUGCGACUGCUUGCAACUACGUGCAACUUCUGCAACUCAGUCUCGUCGCGUCGGGAAUCUUUGGUGUGAAUUGGGCUUCAGAAGGGCAUGCACUGCACAUGCAAAGACAUUUACAUUUACAUGUGCAUUUACAUUGACAUUUAAAUUUGUUUGCAGACGGCAAAGUCUCGUCGUCACAAGACCUAUAUGGCGUAGGUUCACACCCAGCAAAUAUGGGUGUGUCUCUCUGGUUGAAACACAGCUAUGAGCUUAAAACUCAGAGUUUAGAAGUCCGUGACUGUGAACAUUACAGGUGAACUCACCUCCGCACCGUGAAUAGCCAUACAAAAACAAUAUGUCGCAAACUAUUAAGAAGAUUUCAGUUACCUACGAUGCCGUGAAUCCCAGCAACACUUUCACCAACGGAGAUUUAAUACACGGACGAGUUACCGUUGAAAUAGCAAAGGACACGAAAAUAGACAGCCUUCUCAUUAAAUUUAAAGCCAAAGCGUUCGUACGUUGGACGGAGCGUCACGGGAAAAGAACAGUCACAUACUGGGACAAGGAGAAGUACUUCACGUCCGAGCAAUAUUUCAUAAAGGAAGUCAAAGGCAACGAUGACUUUGCCCCAGGUCUGUUGAAAAAUGCAUCUGGACAGCCCUAUUGUGACGUUGUUGCCCCUGGAACUCAUGUGUACCCAUUCGCAUUUCAGGUCCCACAGCAGACUCUCCCAGCAUCCUUUAAAGGUGCAUGGGGAUAUGUUGGUUACUUCUUGGAGACAAAACUGAGCAGGUCAAUGCGACUCUCAAGCAAAGACAAAGUGGAGAUCCACUAUAUUCCAAAGCCAGUCAUUACAGAUCCAGCUCUUAUGGCACCCCAGGAUGGUACAAAAGACAAGCGGAUGAAACUGUUUACCUCUGGAAAUGUGUCAUUCAGUAUCCACACAGACAGAAUGGGCUACUCUUUGGGAGAAGGAAUUAAGGUUGUGGCCGAAGUUCAGAACAGCUCCUCGCGGGACCUCAAACCAAAGUACUGCCUUUACUCUAAGCACAGUUUCUUUGCACGGGGCAAAAGGAGGUUGAGCACUCACGAGCUAGUGAAAGUGGAAGGAGAGCCCAUUGCGCAGUCUACACAUCAAACCAUAACCAAAAUCCUCACCAUCCCACCAAGUCUCACCAUGUCCAUCCUUGACUGUAGGAUCCUGAAGGUUGAAUACAGACUCAAGGUCUACCUUGAUGUUCCAUAUGCCUCUGACCCCGAGAUCAAAUUUCCUAUUGUCAUUCUUCCGCUGGCGCCAGCCAAGGGAGACUUUGCUCCACCAGCUCCAUCUACUGGGUUUGGGGGUUAUUGGAACCCUGGCCAAGAAGGGUGGAACAGCGCCCCAUACACUGCUCCUCCUGGUCCUCCUGGUCCUUCUGAUCCUUUUGCUCCUUUUGCUCCUCCUACUUCUGCUCCUGCUGCUCCUCCUGCUCCUUCUGCUCCCUCUGCUCCUGCUGCUGCUCCUCCUCCAUCCUAUGAGUCCUAUGCACUGUAUCCUCCAUUACCUAAUUAUUAUGAUAAACCUUGAGUGAUCAAAUAGUGAUGAAUAAUAUGUUUCAGUAGUUGAUAAAAGAGGAGGGGAUACGAAGAGGAUUUUUUCCCCACACCUGAACGAAAUGAGUGAAAGACUGCAAACAAGGUUGCAAAAGAUGGACUGUAUAUGUUUUCUACCAUGACUCUUAGGAUGAUCUUAUCAGGGGCACUUAGAGAAGUUAGUGCAAUAUCAUUUACAUUAGCGUUUGUCAAUAUAUCUUAGCCAAUAUGUCUUAGCCAAUAUGUCUUAGACAAAAAUAUGAUGUCUUCAUUUUUCCAGAUUGAAGAUUGAUUGAUAUUUUUACAUUAAAACUUUAUUUAAAUGUAUUUUGUGUAUAGACUUUUCCUUAACAUAACAAUCCUGUUAUUUGCAAGGUAUCUAUUCAUCAUCCGUGUUAUUUUUUCACACAGCUUCGUUUAAUUCACAACAAUGAAUUAAUCCCCCACAAAACAAUACUGUUACCCCUUGAGGGAGAAUUGUUUAUUUUGUAAUUACUUUGUAAAGGAUGCCACCUACUGGCUAACUUGAACUCUGACAUUUGGCUCUAUUACUGUAAUGACCAAACUUCCACCUACUGUAACUGUUUGAUGAGAUGUUGCAGGUUAUAGCAUGCUCAUUGGGCCCCAGAACAAAACCGAUAUCCACUCUUUAUGGAGACCUAAAGACCUUUAAGGCUUCAAAGAGAAGAGAAGCAUGACUCGCCAUUUUUCAUAUCAGCUGCAAACAUACACUCGGGCCAAAGCAGACAAAAGCCUAUUAUUUCCACACACAAGUAAGCUGUUAAGUUCACAUAACUGUAACACCAUAGCAUAUUGAUAAUCAUGGUGUAACAUAUUUGACAGCACAUCCUUUAUAAACAAUUAUGAACACAAAUGAAAACAAA